ACAAACGUACUAAAAAAAAAAAAAAAUUUGAAGAUCGAAUUUAAUUUUCCAUCAACACUGCACAAAACAUUAUUGAAUAAAUUAAUAUUUCUGGUUCAAAAAUAACACUUCUUUAUCUGUCAUGGCCUUAAAAAUUUGAAAAAAUUCAACUAAAGAAGUAAAAAACAAAAAAUGAGUUCAAACAGUGUUGUUUCAUCUAAAAGCUCGAAAGAGAGUUCGAGACCGGGUGCGGGAAAUACAAAACAAGAAGAUAGCACAAGUCCAGAUUUUAUUUAUGGCGGGCCCUUUAUUAAAGUAGAGAAACCGGAACCGUUUUUUGAUACAGCUACACCUGUAAACCUGCUACUUCAAGGGACAUUUAAAAAGAGUUUUGCUUAUUAUUCACUAAAAGGAAGGCUGCCAAUUAUUUUAACUAAAGUUAUAGAUUACUUAUCAAGAGAUGGCAGUAGAAUUAAAUCCACUCAUAAUGCGAGUGAUGAAGAUAUAAGAGGCUACAUACAAUACAUAACGAAGCUCAAGAACGAUUUGCUUACCAACAAGAAGUAUGACCUCCUCACGGUGGACACCCCAGAAGCGAACAGGUGGAACGAAUGGAUCCUGUCAUCGGAGAACUCCUAUUAUUUUACAAAUACAUGGGUGUUCUCUGAAUGUUACGUUUAUAGGAGACUGAGGGAAGGCUGUGAGUUGAGCAAAAGCUUGAAGAAUUUCGAUCCGUUUGAGGAACAAAAGGAACACGCGUUAAAGAGCAAUAUAGAAUUGAUGUGCGUGGUCGCAGACAAAUUGGUCACCAUGUUGCCGGCCAGCGGGAAGGACAAACGGAAAGCGGAUUUCGUAACACUGUUAAAGAUUUGUCUAUGGGCGAACAAAUGCGACCUCUCGCUGUCUAUGGGCGAGCCGGUGUCGUUUACCGCAGACGGGAACGCAACCAAAAGUCAAACUAAAGUGAACGUCGCGCCCGUCAUUGAUCCGUUCCAGAUGAUUAUAGAUCUGAAGGAGAAGCUACUGGUAGACGACUCGGCCAAAAUAGCCGAUCAGGUCAUAGCGAAAGCUGAAAACAUGGGCAAAGCUGUUGAAGGGAAUACGACAUUUAAAUACCAAUGCAGUUGUCACCGACUGGCAACACUGGCUGGUGUGCCAGUACGCAAAGAGCCACCGCCAGAACUUCCAAUUGCUAAGGGUUCUGCUAGCUCGAAGGGUUCUCCCGAGCCCGCGUCACCAACGGAACCCGAGGAAGGCGUGGAGCUGCCGAAGGUACCCUGCCCCGCUAAGAUGACUACACCCCAAGCUGUAAUAUUUGACAUCGUAUGUGACAACUCGGCGUACGAACUGUUUUCGGACGUAUGUGUAGCACACUUCUUGGUCUCGCAAAAAAUAGUACAAAAGGUCAGAUUUCACGUGAAGAAGAUACCUUGGUUCGUGUCAGAUGUAACUCCUAGGGAUUUCAAUUACUUGUUACAACAGUGCAAGAACGCAACUUACAGAAGAGAAGUACCAUCAGACCCGGCACCAGAGGGCGCGGCCGAGCCGCGUGUGGUGACUUCCGACAACCUGCGGACGGUGGCGCAGCAGUGGCAGCAGUACAUUGACGACGGCACCUUCAUCGUCAUGUGUGACGACUUCUGGACCUCCCCGCACGUGUUCAAGGACAUGAAGAGGUACGACAGCGACGUGUACAGAAAGUUGCAGUUCGCCGUCGCCGUGCUGUUCAAGGGCGAUUUGAACUAUAGGAAGUUGUUGGGCGAGAAGAACUGGAACCCCACCACUGGGUUCGAGACCGCGCUGCAAGGUUUUACACCGGCGCCUGUCAUAGCUUUGCGGACAGUGAAGGCCGACCUAAUAUGUGGACUGCCGAAAGGAAAAUACGAGCAGUUGUCCAAGAUCAAUGAGAAGUGGAUGGAGACUGGAGAUUAUGGAUUGAUCCAAUUCUGCCCGAAAUCUGAACCUCUGAAAGCAGGCGAGCGACCGUGCCCCGACUAUGGGGACACCUGCUUUGGGACUGUCUGCCCAACACAUACUGACCUAUAGUCAUUGACAUGGUCAAAAUUACUUUUUCAGAGGUGGGGAAGGGGAUCAAGCCCUUUAAUAAGGUACAUUAUGUACCCUGGACUACAUAUCUGUACGCGUAACUGAAACUCCGCCCGUAUCUUGGAAUAGACACCAGAAUAUUUUAGGUUGGGCACGGAUCCUCCCGGCCUCUCAGUAAUCGCGUUUAAGAGUAUAAAUUGACUUUGAAUUAUUUGAACAUAAUGUCAUAUGUUACAAUAGAAGCAUUUGUCUACCCAUAGAAAGAGAAUACCAUAGUAAUGCAAUGAGCUUAUUCAUUGUGAAACAGCAAUAGAAUGACGUCAUUAAGUAAACGAACAAAUAAAAAAUUUACCUCCUUAAUCCCAAUGUGUAAUAAUAAUAUAACUAUUUAAUUUAAUCGGAUAAUAUAUAAGCACGCUUUAGACGUGACAAAUAAGUUGAGUCAUCCAAAAACUAAAGUUUACACAGAGCAAGACAAAGGAAUAUUUCCGAUCUUGUUCACGCUUCCAUGUUUUGCUCAUAGUGGUGUCUCUUUCUAUUACUGACAUGGUGUGGUUUUUUUUUAAUGGGUGAAAAUAGAAAAGUAACCCCCCCCCCGCUAACGGUAUACACCCGCGGGGCACCAGUAAAGGAUGAUAGGUGAGGAUGAAGCAGGUCAGUUAACCCACUGUGACGAAUUCAACAAGAAUUGUUCACGAUGGUUUCCAGGGGGAACCACGUGAAGGACGACCUAAUAGGGCAUAUUGCUAGUAAUGGGGCUGUCGAACUCCAUUGCUAACAGCCCCUUUCCCCCCGACAUAGUGUGUUAUAUCUGUUACGACCGCUGUUAUUCUAAAUCUAUGUGAUAGUAAAAUCAAAAUUUAAUAUUUUUUAUUUUCUUUCUACCAUUAGAAUUAAACUUUUCCUCUAAAGAAAACUAAGUUGAAAUUAGUUACAAAAUUUCCGCUUCCAAUGCUAACAUGACAGAUAUACAUAAGUGUGGAUUAUUUACAUGUUUUGACUUAUAAAUUUGACAUUAGCUUACAUUUUUUACGAGAUAUGUACAAACAAAUUUUAAAGCUUUUAUAAACUAUAAAUAUUUCUAUGUCCAUAAUAUCAAUUCUUGCAUUCUCUAAUUUUUUUUUUUUUUAUUAUUUAUCUUACAGCAGUAUACAUAUUGCAUUUGUAAAUUAAUGUAUCGUUCAUUAUUAUCGGAAUUAUAUUUUAAUAAUUAACAUUGUUUUGAACUCAUUUUUUGUUAUCAAUGUUAAACUAUGUUAUUAAAUUUAUUAUUAGGCACAAUUAUUAAAAUUGAACUACAUUUUA
Galleria mellonella (greater wax moth) is the source of this 3330-nucleotide messenger RNA. RefSeq names its product damage-control phosphatase ARMT1-like. Gene Ontology annotation, molecular function: phosphatase activity. Gene Ontology annotation, biological process: DNA damage response. The transcript is spliced from 15 exons. The coding region runs from base 172 to 2025 and encodes 617 amino acids. Gene Ontology annotation, cellular component: nucleus; cytoplasm. Lineage: Eukaryota; Metazoa; Arthropoda; Insecta; Lepidoptera; Pyralidae. The record is from RefSeq and is a predicted model, not a curated record.